AUGGCUGAUUUCGCUCAACCUCCUUCUAUUGAUACCACACAGCAACAUCUCCAACAACAACCCAAGCUGGAUGAAUCUCCCGUUCCAUCUGCCACAGCACCACCUGCCAAUGGAGCUACUCUUCCCGCUGCCAGCAAGGAUGCUGUCUUUGAUACCCCUCCUCCCUCUGUAAAGCCAGUCAUCAAUACCAACACCACCAACAAAGUUCCUUCUGGUAAAUCGUUUUCCUACAAGUCGCCUGACAUCAAGUUUGAGGAUGAUGCUCCUGCUUAUUUAAAGACCAAGGUAGAGUCUCUCAUCUACUGGGAAUAUCCCAAGAAGAGCGCCGUCUUCCUCCUUUCAUCUCUCAGUAUCCUGAUCUUGACACAAUAUUACUCUCUCUUGCAAAUAAUUGCUGGUGUAUUCACUCUUGUUACUGGAUUGAAUUUGGUAUUUGUUCUUAUACACAAGCAAGGUCAACGGUUCAUUAGCGGAAAGUCGAGUGACAACAUUUCCAAUCCUCACAGUGAACGUCUCAACAGCAAAGGAUCCUAUAUUCCCCGUGAUCGCGUCUUACGCACAGCACAGUUAACCAUCGAUGUUGUUGAAGUGAUCACACAGCAAAUCACAAAGUUAGUAUUGAUUGAAGAUACCUGGCGCUCUGCCAUCUCCUUGGUUGCCUCUUACUUGGUCUGGACUCUCGCAAAAUACGUAUCAACAAAGUACUUGUUUGGAUUCUUCUUGGUGUCUGCAUUCAGUUUGCCUCGCCUCUACCUUCAAAAUCAAGACAUCGUUGAUGCCCACGUCGCUCGUCAAUCCAAGAAAGCACGCAUCUUGGCUGAGCAAUAUGGUGGUGUUGCUGCUACCAAGGCCAAGGAACUCACUGCGCAGGCAAAGACCUUUAUCAAGUCCAAGUCUGCCUCUGUUCCCAAGCCUGGUGCUGCUAAUCCAGCUGCCACUAUCCAAGAGCCAACAAAAAAGACUGAAUAA
Molecule: messenger RNA, 969 nt
Organism: Mucor velutinosus
Lineage: Eukaryota; Fungi; Mucoromycota; Mucoromycetes; Mucorales; Mucoraceae
Exons: 4
Coding region: 1-969 (322 amino acids)
Source: RefSeq, a predicted model, not a curated record